ACUACUAAUGUCUAUAAAAAUGUGAAUAUCUUUCAGAACUAUGACGCCGCUAUUGUACGUUCCGAUACAAAGAUCACCAAACAGGUUUUGGAAGCUGGCGCUGGCAGUUUGAAAGUUGUUGGUCGCGCUGGAGCUGGUGUAGAUAAUAUUGAUGUUCCUGCUGCUACAGAAAAUAAAGUGAUCGUAUUAAACACCCCGGGAGGCAAUUCAAUUUCGGCUUGUGAAUUGACAUGCAUACUAAUUGGUACUUUGGCACGUCCCGUUGUACCAGCCGUUCAGAGUAUGAAGGAGGGACGUUGGGAUAGAAAACUGUAUAGUGGCAGUGAAUUGUAUGGCAAGACAUUGGCUGUUUUGGGUUUGGGUCGCAUUGGUCGUGAGGUGGGCAUACGCAUGAAAACCUGGGGUAUGCGUAUUAUUGGUUAUGAUCCCAUUACAACAACCGCAGAAGCCAAGGCUGUGGGUAUUGAGAAAAUGGAAUUGGAUGAAAUUUGGCCUUUGGCUGAUUAUAUAACGGUACACACCCCUCUGAUACCAGCCACCAGAAAUCUUAUCUCCAGUGAAACCUUAUCGAAAUGCAAAAAAGGCGUUAAAGUUGUUAAUGUAGCACGUGGUGGUAUUAUUGAUGAACAAGCCGUUCUUGAUGCCCUUGAAUCGGGCCAAUGCGCUGGUGCAGCCUUUGAUGUUUAUGCCGAAGAACCACCCAAAUCGGAAGUAACCAAAAAAUUGAUUAACCAUCCCAAAAUUGUGGCCACUCCCCAUUUAGGUGCCAGUACUGGUGAGGCUCAAGUACGUGUAGCCGUCGAAGUAGCCGAACAAUUUAUUGCCUUAACAGGCAAAUCAAAAACCUAUACCUCAUACCCCGGUGUAAUUAAUCGUGAUGUCUUGGCUAAUUAUAAAUAGAUUUGUUAAUCUCUCUGUGGGGGGUUCAUGUCUAAGGGUCACUGAGCUCAGUACUGGCAAAAAAAAAACAAACAGCAAAAUCAUGAUUACGUUAGCUUUCAAGUUGCCUCUUCCAUUCAACUGAUGAAAUUGCAUCAGUUUUAUUUAUACUAAUUAUUUACUCGCACAUUUGAUUUUUUUUUAAAUUAUCACUAGUUUGUUGUUUAUUAUUAAAUUGUUUUCUUACAUUUCCAUUAAGUCCAUUUGUAAUAAAAAACAACAACA
Molecule: messenger RNA, 1164 nt
Organism: Lucilia cuprina (Australian sheep blowfly)
Lineage: Eukaryota; Metazoa; Arthropoda; Insecta; Diptera; Calliphoridae
Product: D-3-phosphoglycerate dehydrogenase
Exons: 4
Molecular function (GO): NAD binding; phosphoglycerate dehydrogenase activity
Source: RefSeq, a predicted model, not a curated record